CACGGCUGGACAGAUGGAGCUGGUUCCGAAUCUCGAGGCGGAAUGGGUCUUGGACGAUGAGACGCUUCUGCAGUGCCAGCACUUCGCCGGCAUCGAUGAGGCCCGACUGAGCGAUCGCUUCGGCUCCGACUUCAUCGCUUCGCUGGGCGGGAUGCCGCGGCUGCUGCAGUUCCUGGGCGUAGCUUCUUGA
Effrenium voratum is the source of this 190-nucleotide messenger RNA. Lineage: Eukaryota; Dinophyceae; Suessiales; Symbiodiniaceae. The record is from the annotation of a GenBank genome assembly.